Messenger RNA from Coregonus sp. 'balchen', 2254 nucleotides. Lineage: Eukaryota; Metazoa; Chordata; Actinopteri; Salmoniformes; Salmonidae. The record is from the annotation of a GenBank genome assembly.
AUGUCAGUGCACAUCCCACUGGACAGGAGCGAUGAGGGAGUGUGGCGUCUAUUUGGAGGUAGAGUUUUCUCAUGCCUCUUUACUCAGCUGAUCAUAGUCCUGUAUUGACAACAUCAGCCACCCUGGAAUCAAAACAUUACAUUCCUGUGCCUGUCUUACUCUUCCAGAUGUGUUAUCUUUGAUAGUAAAACGAUUGUGUGUGUUCCAGAUGUGUACUUGUGUGCAGUGCUCCUCUGCUCCUUGGGACUGCUCUCCAUCUUCCUGUUCACGCUUGUCCUCACCUGCCAGUACCUGCAUACACGUCAUACACUCAAAAAAGGUACACACACACACAAACUCAAAGGUUAACAGGAAUUACACUUACACCUUUUCUUCCCCGUCACUUGUGUUUCAUAGCGUUGUGUGCCUGGCUUACAGAAAGAAACAGUGUUUCAUAGUAAUGCUGUACCAUCAGUGUUAACCCCGAACUCUGACUUCUCUUCUCUACAGCCAGUUACUACCUGGUCAAGUGUCCAGACAGCAGGUAAGUCUUUACCAUUCAUUCAUAGACUCCAUGAUCAAUAGCUAAAACUCACAUUAAUACUGUAGAUAACUUGGAAGAUCAUAGAAUAAUAUAAUUUAGGCAACUUCCAAAGUUACAUCUUUCUAAAAUAACUGUUAUAUCUUACAAGGGUGAUUGACGGGCGUUGCUGCUUAAACACCCAUUAAUGUUAACCCCUGCUGUUCCUGUGUAACCCCAGCUCUGGAGAGACGGUGACCAGUUCAGUGAGCUCCUCCAGCUCGUCUCCUGGAAUCCACAGGAAGGAGAAGAGACACAAAGCACGCAGGAGAGACACACCCAGAGAACCAGAGGAGACACCGCCACACAUACCAGAGAAAGGUACAAUACAUCUAUGUACUCUAGAAUGACCUCACAACAGUAGUAUAUGCAUACAAAUAUAAUAACUAGAACGGGGAAACCCCUUCAGACCAUGGCAAUUUGACAUGGUCAAACCCCUUCAGACCAUGGCAUAGCCAUGAAUACAUUCAUGGCUAUGCCCAAACUGGCCGCCGGUCCGCAACCAGCACAGAACAUUGACCAUUGUCCAUGUCCAUUCUAGUAUUUCUAUGAGAAUAGAUAGAUCAUCCUAGAUAAACAAGAACAUAGAAUACCUACUACAGUUUCGACCUAGUAGAAAUCAAUCAUGUUAUUCUGUUCCAGUGCCUGUAGCUGCAGAGAGACAGAGACCCAGGAAGCCUCUACGCUUAAAGUGCCAGCCCAGGAGGCUGGUUAGGGUAUUGUUCACCCACACCCUCAGCCCAUUACAACACAUUAAUAAUGUUAUAUUAUUUAUUACAUUACAGGAUUUCUGCCUAUUGAGUCAUAUCCUUUAUUACAAAUUUCUGUGUUUAAUCUUUUUGUUACAAAUUGUAUAAGGUUUACAUUUGAAAAAGCUCAUUUUCCUAUAUUUUUCUGUUGAGUUAUUGGGCGUAGAAGCUAAGAAGGUAGUUCUAGAGCUGGUCUCAGAGGGCUGUUGUGUGUGUUCUCUUCUGUUAUUAUUGCUGUUCUGUCCUCCUGUUAUGAGCCUCUAGUCGCUUUUAUUGCUUCCCAAACACAAUUAUUUAUUUAGUCUGCUGUGUCUUCAUUACAUUGACUGUAAAAUUAUCAUAAAAAUAUUGACCACAACCAAAAAAUAGGAGGAUCACCAAUAAUUUUUCAAUCUGUUGGUAGCAAAGGGUAUUGUUGUUGAGGUCCAGCCAAGCUCUAAUUGGCUGUAAUUCACCUGGUCUGAAUUUGAUUGGCCAGGACGUGAAUGAGUCGCUUGCCGCAGAUUGCUGAUUGGAUUAGUGUGACAGGAAGGGGAUCUGAGGACAUGGGAUAGAGGUCCUUUUAUACCGAAUGAUCUACCAUUACACAAAAUUCCCCCUCCUUAGAUCCCUGUCCAGUUCUUCCACUACACAGACUGUUCUCCUGUAAUACCAAAUGUUCUCCUGUUAUAAAACAAAUACCUUCAAUGACAGCAAAUGAUAGGGAGAGAGGUUAUAACUAUGUCAACCUUUAGCUCUCCCUCUCCACUCCUCUCCUCUCUUCCAGUCGAGUGUCUGUGAGGAGGACAGCCUGACGUAUGCAGAGUUGGAGCUAGUACGACCCAGGCCUGAACCCCACUCCUCCUCCUCUCUGUCUUCUCUCUCCAUCCUUGAGCCUCUAGCCUCCAGCCCUUCCAGCUCUGACACGGUCUACGCCCAGAUCCUAUUCCGGGAGAAACCGCUGUAG